Patiria miniata (bat star) is the source of this 2896-nucleotide messenger RNA. RefSeq names its product cytochrome P450 2J6-like. Gene Ontology annotation, biological process: xenobiotic metabolic process. NCBI's taxonomy places the organism in Eukaryota, Metazoa, Echinodermata, Asteroidea, Valvatida, Asterinidae. The transcript has 6 exons. Gene Ontology annotation, molecular function: oxidoreductase activity, acting on paired donors, with incorporation or reduction of molecular oxygen, reduced flavin or flavoprotein as one donor, and incorporation of one atom of oxygen; heme binding; iron ion binding. The record is from RefSeq and is a predicted model, not a curated record. Gene Ontology annotation, cellular component: cytoplasm; intracellular membrane-bounded organelle. The coding region runs from base 794 to 2290 and encodes 498 amino acids.
UAGCUUUGGGGUCAUUCUCGAUUCUUUAUCGGUACACAAUUGAUUAGCUUUGUUCACAACCACCACCACUGAGACAUGGCACUCACACUGUUUCCAUUUGUUGUUACGGAUAGGUGAGUAUAUGCCCUGUUUAAGGUCGACUCUUGAAACUUCAAUUCUCAUGUAUUCUAUGAUUGUUCCCUCGAUUGUAGCUUUUAGCCGAAAAGGUCCCAGUGCUCGAUCAAGUUAUAUAGGCGAGUAUAAACAACGAGAGUUUACAGUGAAUGAAUUUUACAGAAUCUAUUGUAUUUGACAUCGGGUCAUUGCAUAAGCAUGGUAUAGACUUUCACACAACCCGCGUAGUAUUUUCUUCUGUGGCUUUUUCCCUUGUAAAUUUAAAAAAUAAUAUUUGAAUGACAAACGAUGUCGCUGAAACGAUAACUAUGCACUUUGUAUAUAGUAAAGUGACCUUUUUCUUUUUGAUCAUCAUACAUCCAUUAAAUUCACAAGGGAAGUUCAAGUACUUUGCAGUCAAGGUACAAGGUACAGGUAUCCCGUGAUUGAUUGAUUGUAUUGCGUGUAUACUAACUUGUUUUGGUUUACAAAUCUCAGACGCCUGUUCUUACCACAGGAGAUAGGAGUUUUGUUGUGAUCAGCUGGAUUUUAUCAUUGCUGGUUUAAGACUGCAUAUUAUAUCGAAUGAAGGUGCCAUUCUUCCACAUCAUUGCAUUUACAGAUCGACGAUCAGUGUGCCACUUACACCGCCUGCUGUACUGAGUAUACGAUCUUCAUAUCAGCAUACUGAAUAUUCGACAUGGAUAUGUUCGCUACGAUCGACGUUCUCAAUUCACGCACACUGCUGAUCGGCAUCGUGGUAUUUCUGGUUUUGUUCCGUUUUCUUCGUCGACCGCGCAACCUACCCCCAGGGCCAUGGGGCUGGCCUAUACUCGGCAACCUCCCUCAAAUGAUGUCGUCAGAGGGCACCAUGUUUGAGUUCUUUUCAAAGCUGACGAAAAGGUACGGCAAUAUUAUACAUGUCAAGGGUGGUGGCAUAUCUAUUGUAGUUCUCCAUGGCCACAACACAGUGAAAGAAGCAUUCUCGCAACAUCAACUCAGCGGCAAACCUGAGCUACACAUCACUGACAAGAUUUGUCCACACGGGAUAGGCAUUCUAGAUUCUUCUGGCGAACAGUGGGUAGAAAUCCGUCGUUUUUCGAUGACCGUGCUUCGAGGCCUUGGAGUUGGCAAAUCAAGCUUUGAGCAGACCAUAUCCACUGAGGCAGAAAUCCUCAUGGAGGAAAUCAGGAAACACAACGGCAAGGCCUUCGAUCCCAAACACGCGGUGGGUAAUGCCGUAUCCAACAUUAUCUGCUCGGUAGUGUUCGGCAAGAGAUUUCAGUACCAUGAUCCGGAAUUCCAACGCCUCUUGAAGGCUUUAUCGGACAACGUCGUCCAGGGAGGGUCCGGGGGCAUGAUUGAAAUGUCCCCCGUGUUUUACAAGCUAAGAAUGCUGCCCUUCGUGCGACGGUACAUUCACGCGGUCGAAAAUUUCUACAAUCACAUCUAUCGCCUCGCCAAGGAACACACUCACGAGAAAGAUACCGAUAACCCUCGUGAUUUCAUUGAUAUUUUCCUGAACGAAAAGGAGAAGAAAGAUAAACAGGGCAUUGAGUCCCUGGCGCUGCAGAGCGAGAACCUGCCGCGCAUUGUGAGCGACCUUUUCGCUGCUGGAUCGGAGACCACUGCCACCACGCUCCGUUGGGCGAUGCUUUACAUGAUGGCCUACCCUGAGGUACAGGCUCGGGUCCAGAAGGAGUUGGAUGACGCCACUAGUCGUAAUCGAAUGCCGAGAAUCGCUGACAAGCCUGAGCUGCCCUAUACCGAGGCAGUGCUUUGUGAGUUGCAGCGCAUUGGUACUAUCGUACCAAUGUCUGUACCGCACAUGUGUUCCGAGGAUACCACAUUGAUGGGGUACAACAUACCGAAGGGAACUUUGGUAUUCUCCAACUUGUGGCACAACCACUUUGAUCCAUCUGUGUGGGCGGAGCCCAAGAGCUUUCGCCCGGAGCGAUUUCUGGACAAAGAUGGAAAGUUUCAAUCGCGCGAGGAGCUCACGCCAUUUGGAGUAGGUCGCCGCAUUUGUAUUGGAGAGCAUCUUGCGAGGCAAGAGCUAUUCGUCCUUUUCACACACUUGCUGCACCACUUCACCUUGAAGAACCCCAACAAGACAACUCCGGUAUCCUUCGAAGGGAACGAUGGAAUUGUGUGGUCUCCGCAGGACUUCACCGUCUGCGCCAUUGCAAGAAAUUGAGAAGAUGGCCUUUGUGCGAAAUGCCCGCAUAUCCCCACCAAUUAUUGCAAUAUUGCAUGGGCACUACUGACCGCUUCAAUAUCGUUUUUAAUUAAAAAUUUAGGCUAGGUCACUUGCAAAAACAUUUGCAUGGAUAGGAAACUUGUGAGAGGCUUGGUGGCAGCACACCCAUCGGUACUUUCAGUUGUUCACGUCAUGUUUAAGUCAAUGUGCGCGCAUGUGCAAAAUGACGCAAACAAUAGCAAAAGACCGGUACGUUUGCUGCCACCAGAAAAAAAAAGUAUCUCAAAAGUCUCCAAUAAGCCCUCGGAUGAGGGUGCUGUGGAGUUACCAUUGACAGUGGUGCGAACACACGUAUCCAAAAAUUACAUUUUAAACAAGAUUCACUCAAAGCUACCAAACUCGUUUAGUGAACAGUAUGUGUAAGUGUUUGUACCAACGAAUGGGACGUUUCAACAGCACACUCAUCCACUUAUUAUGGCCUACUUCGUACAAACGGAGCAUGCGUGCAUGGAAGUACUGACCCGCGGUCAUCAGGUAUGUACCGAUAUCAAACGAAAACUCAAAUAAUAUAGAGAUAACUAGUGCCCCUGGAUAGGCCGGUGG